This is a messenger RNA of Myotis brandtii (Brandt's bat), 3926 nucleotides long. It is a transcript of the gene PDE12, whose product is annotated as phosphodiesterase 12. The annotation marks the transcript as partial. Gene Ontology annotation, cellular component: mitochondrion. NCBI's taxonomy places the organism in Eukaryota, Metazoa, Chordata, Mammalia, Chiroptera, Vespertilionidae. The record is from RefSeq and is a predicted model, not a curated record. Gene Ontology annotation, molecular function: 3'-5'-RNA exonuclease activity. The transcript has 3 exons. Gene Ontology annotation, biological process: nuclear-transcribed mRNA catabolic process, deadenylation-dependent decay.
GCGGUGGACUCGAUGGAGCGCGCUGUAGUGCGCUGUGUGCCCUCCGAGCCGAAGCUCAGCCUGUCGUUCUCGUUGGCCGAUGGCAGCCACAAGAACAUGCAGCGCGACCAGAGCGAGCCGCUGGGUCGAGUCCUCAGCCGGAUCGCCACCAACGCCCUUAAAGGCCACGCGAAAGCGGCCGCGGCCAAGAAGAGCCGGAAGAACCGGCCAAACGCCAGCGGCGGCGGAGCCUGUGCGGGGCCUGGGUCUGAGCAGGCGGCGGCCUGCGAGCCCGUGGUGAAGCUGUACUACCGGGAGGAGGCGGUGGCCGAAGAUGUGCUCAACGUGGACGCCUGGCAGGACGGUGCGGUGCUGCAGAUCGGCGAUGUCAAGUACAAGGUGGAGCGCAACCCGCCCGCCUUCACCGAGCUGCAGUUGCCACGGUACAUCAUGGCCGGCUUCCCGGUGUGCCCCAAGCUCAGCCUCGAGUUUGGGGAUCCCGCCGGCUCCCUCUUCCGCUGGUACAGGGAAGCCAAACCGGGAUCGGCGGAGCCUGAGGGCGGGGGCCCCUCGUCAUUGUCGCCCUCCUCGCCCAGUACUAGCUGGACGAGCACGGGCGUGGACGAGCGCGUCUACACCCCGUCCAAUGCCGAUAUCGGGCUGCGUCUCAAGCUUCAUUGCACCCCAGGCAAUGGGCAGCGCUUCGGGCCCAGCCGGGAGUUGGAAAGUGUGUGUCCAGUGGAGGCUGGGCCCGGCACUUGCACCUUCGAUCACCGGCAUCUCUACACGAAGAAGGUGACGGACGACGCGCUCAUCCGCACGGUCUCCUACAACAUCCUCGCCGACACGUACGCCCAGACCGAGUUUUCGCGGACCAUCCUGUACCCGUACUGCGCCCCUUACGCCCUGGAGCUCGACUACCGUCAGAACCUGAUCCAGAAGGAACUCACCGGCUACAACGCCGACCUCAUCUGUUUGCAGGAGGUUGACCGCUGCGUGUUCACGGACAGCUUGGUGCCGGCCCUCGAGGCCUUUGGGCUGGAGGGCGUGUUUCGAAUCAAGCAGCAGGAAGGCCUGGCUACCUUCUACCGAAAGUCCAAGUUCAGCCUCCUUAGCCAGCAUGACAUUUCUUUCCACGAGGCCCUGCAGUCCGACCCACUUCACAAAGAACUGCUGGAGAAAUUAGUGUUGAACCCAUCGGCCCAGGAGAGGGUGUUCCAGAGGUCUUCUGUCCUUCAGGUUUCUGUUCUUCAGUCUACAAAGGACUCUUCUAAAAAGAUAUGUGUUGCUAAUACCCAUCUCUACUGGCAUCCCAAAGGUGGGUACAUUCGUCUCAUUCAAAUAGCAGUAGCCUUGGCUCACAUUAGACAUGUCUCAUGUGAUCUGUAUCCUGGCAUACCAGUUAUAUUUUGUGGGGACUUUAAUAGUACCCCAUCAACAGGAAUGUAUCAUUUUGUCAUCAAUGGCAACAUUCCAGAGGAUCAUGAAGACUGGGCUUCCUAUGGGGAAGAGGAACGAUGCAACAUGUCUCUUACCCAUUUCUUGAAACUGAAAAGUGCUUGUGGUGAACCUGCUUACACAAAUUAUGUUGGUGGCUUUCAUGGAUGUCUGGAUUACAUUUUCAUUGACUUAAAUGCUUUAGAGGUUGAACAGGUGAUUCCACUACCUAGUCAUGAAGAAGUUACCACCCACCAGGCCUUACCUAGUGUUUCUCAUCCCUCGGAUCACAUAGCACUUGUAUGUGAUUUAAAAUGGAAAUAGAUUUGUGUUUAAUGGAAUUUAAGUCUGCUUUACUAAGAGAUAUUUAAUAUGAAUCAAAGUUUAUGUGUAACCUUCAAAGAGGAAAACUAGACACCAGGUUCUUAGUUCUUACCCUACUAGUUAUGUUUUAAUGUCUUCAUUACAUGACUUCAUAAUCUUUGCAUAAUAUAGUUUCUGUACUCUCCACCCCCCCCCCCCCCCCCCCCUGGAGGAAAAACAAAUAUAUUUAUGACUGGCAGGGAACAUUGAAUUAUUGUGUACAUUUUAUAAAUACUUUUUUUUUAGCCUCGCUAUUAAGAAUUUUGUAAAAUACCAUUUGAAUGAUGCUAUAAUUUUUCUAUCAUAACACAUAUUUCCAAUUGAAUCAUGUUUAUAUAAUUAGGGGGGAAAUGCAUACAAGUUAAGGUGAGAGGCCUAAGUUCUGAUAUGUGAGAGGAAUAACAUUAGGGCCUACCUCUACCUCAAUUUGGUUAGCAAUUUAAUACAACUUGAGAACUUUAACAAAAGAUUAAAAUAUUGUUAUUGCUUCUCAUCUUUCAUUUUUCAAUUAACAUAGUUUCAUUCUCUUAUUUUUAGGAUUUUAGUUGUUAGUACAACUAAAUAUGGUACAAAUGAACAUAUAUGUUUUUUACUGCAGCUCAUUUUAAUUUUUAGGAUGCAAGCACAACUUAAUAUUCAAAGUGAAUAGCAACAAAGUCAACUUUAUCCCUUUGUCUUUAAGUACUCUUGCCCAUGAAAAGUGUUCAUAAAUUAACAGAAAGUGACCAUGUGAUAUUAGAGAAUACAGCACAAUACAUUAUGAGAAACUGCUGACUGGUGUGGGCUUUAAAUUUUGGAUGAACUAUUGAGCAUUUCUGUUAGAAGUAUUUUUGAAAUUACUGGUUUUACAAAUAGAAAAGGGAGUAGUGGGGCUUUUGAAGAUCUUGGAAAUAAACAUCCUUUUAUAGGCUUAAGCAUUACAAUUUGAGUUGCAGGUAAACAUUAUUAUAUAAUUUAUAUACUGUAAAAAAAUUUUUAAUAUGAAGCCAAACUUUAUAAAAUUAGAAAUUACAGUUUUACUGAAUGGUAUCUGGCCUAGAGUGGUAACCAAGCUUUUCUAACUCAAUUAUCACCAUACCUAAUUUGUAAUACUUUAGCUGUUGUUGUUUUUUUUGAUGUUUGGGAAAACUGAAAUGUUAUCUCAUUUCUGCAUUUAAUUUCCAGCUUAGAUAUUAAAAGCCCAUCCACUUCAAGAAGAGCUCUUUCCACAGUUGUGAGAGCUUUUACUCCAAAUUCUUUCAUUUUUUUCAUCUUAAACCCAACACUGUAAGAACUUUACUCUUGAUAAAGUAGCCUAUACUUUCAUAUUCUGCUCACUAGCCAUUGUAUUUUUAACUCUUAGUUUAGUAAGUUUGAGAAUGAGAAGGUUUUACAUGCACUUUAGAUUGAACUUUGAAGUACUUAAAAGUACUUGAGGGGGGAAAUUAAGGUAGCAGUUUCUUGGGAUUUUUUUUAGAAAAAGCUAUAAAUGAAAAAUUGAUAUUACCAUAUUGUGCUUUCCUAAAUAACAUUUUUGAGAGCAUUUUAACAUCAGUUUACAAAUACAUAAAUAUUAAAGCCAGAAGCUGAUUCUUUUGAAAAAACUUUUUUUUCUUUUUAAAAUUUGGUUUUGGUCUGCCUUCAAACAAAGAUGUUGACAGGGUCUUACAAUAACUUGAGAGAAAACAAAAAGCUUCUAAGUGAAAAGUUGAGAAACACUUUGAAAGAAAAAAUUAUAACAUGAUAUACUCAUGCCCAAGAGAAAAACAUAUAGGUCCUAUUGAACUCUGGUCAGAAAAACUCUAAACACUUAUAAAACAUUCCACAUCUGGAAUCUUUAAAUUUUUUAUUUGCUGACUAAACAGUGUGAUCAGAUUGUAUAUAAGCAUUUCAGAAUAAUUGAGUAUAGAAUAUUAUAAAGUGCCACAUACUCUGAUUAAAUCUUCAGUAUACAGUUAUGUUAGUAUAAUUGGGAGUCCAACGGUAGGGAACACUAAGAAAACUGAAUAAAUAUCAUACCAAAAUUUCCUUAUAUUCCAGUUAGAAUAAAGCAUCAUUCAGAAAUGUUUGUGUUUAAAGCCAUCUUUGUGACUGAAUUUUUCAAUUAUAUUUGGAUUUUUAGUACAUUUAAUUUUAAUAAAAUAUGGAAAGUCUAACUCUAUGGUGAA